AUGUGCGAGACGUCGCCGUCUGCCCCGUCGCCGGAGGUUGCCACCGUCACACAGCCACCCCGGCCUGCCGUUGGUGAUGGAAAGGAUGAAGUCACCAUUCUCUCCGCUUGUUCUCCAGCCAUCACCGCCCUCGGCGCCUCCGCUCUCGUGGGGUGCACAGAGGAGGACAAACUCACGAGAAACUUCGUUGAGGCGGCGGUCGUGGCUGACGAAGGUGCGAACGCUCCCUUUUCCGUGGAUGACGCUGCCCAGUCCAGGAUAAGCGGGAGGACGCUAUUUCUGGUGGACACGGAGGGCAGCGACGUGAUCCUUGGUGACACCUCGCAAAACAUCUUGCCCUCACCACCGCUGUCUUUCAGGGAGGCCGGCGAGCAUCACGGCGCUCCGCAGCACAACUCCCACGCUGGAGGCGUGGGAGACGAGGAAGAGCAGAAAGCGGACGGCGAAGAUGGCGCUGAUGUGGCGCGAGGCAAUGCGAUACAGAGCAAGUACAGCGUCACAUCGGAGUGGGUCGAAAGCUUUCCGCGAGCCGACUCGUCUGUCUUCCUUGACGAGUCCAUGCAGGCGACUGCUUGUGCAGAGGCGACGCAGGUCUUAUCAGCGGUACUGGACAAGAAGCGAAGGCGACGAGAAGACGACGGCAAAGAUGGGCAUGCGAAGGGUGGCAAGGGUGAUCGCAAGCGGCGCGCGCAGGAGAAGGCCAAGGCUGCCGAAGUGCAAGCAGCUUUCAAGCACUCCCAGCGAGCGCUGCGGAAGCAGGCGAAAACUUUGAACAUGAGGGACGUCUUCUCUCGUACGCUUUCCCUGCCGUCGCCGCUGCAAGCCGCUACCGAUGCGCUUGUUAGCCCCCUCUCCUUUCCUCCGAACAGGUUACUUGUGGACACCAGCAUCAAGAGCAACGCUGCGAAUGACGGUGGCACUUCUCCUGCCGAGACGGGUGUCUGCUCGCCCUCGUCGCUUCGACCCCACUCGCCUGCCUUCUCACCAGCGUCGCUUGUGUCGCCGUCUUCGCCGUCCAGCAGCAGCGCGUGGUCCCCAGACGUUGUAGGGGAGCUGACGAACCGGUUUCUCGCCCAUGUGCAACAGCAGAAGCGGCAGAAGUUUGAGCAGAUGGUAUCACGCGAGCUCACACAGUCCCAGGCGCUGAGCCAGACGCGGAGCCUUGCACAGCACCCACGCGAGCAUGGCGGUGCUGAGGAUGGUCAGCGCGGUGACGACGACGAGUACAACCCGCGUACGCGCACGGACAGCGCGAUGGCGAAUGACUUCAGAACACCGGUUGACGAGCUCGUUAUUGGAGAGGAAGACAAUGAGGCGGCGAACUGGAUGCCAGCCGAUUCGUCCUCGCCCACCUCACAGCACGCGCGGCGCAUGAUGCAGCGCGACCCAGUUACAGGCAACGAGAUGAUGCUACUGGGAGCUAGCUCGAGCGAGGAGGGGCGACUUCCGUCCUUCUCCACGACGCCGGCCGAAAGUCGGAAGGCUGAGGAGGAUGAGGAGGCGUCGCAAGAGCAAGAUCAGGUGAUGAGGUCGCUCGCCCGCAAGCAUGAGAUCUGGAAGCUGAAGCAGCGACAUCUACGGGCGCAGGAGCAGGUCGAGCUGGACGAGCGCGCCAAGGCACUGCAGCAGCAAAAGUCGGCCAAACCCCUCGCGGCCGUCACGUCGGCGUCGUUUUCCGUCAACGUCCCCUUAGCCCGCGGUGAUGCCGAUUCGGCCCCGGCGACGUCUGCGACUGAGGCCAGCGCGGCGUCCGCGCCGUUUUUCACUGGCAUCUUCCGGAACUACGCGGCCGCCGCAGCAGGCGUAGAGCGCAGUGGCCGUAGGGGCGGUGACAGUGCUACAGCCGCCGUGGGCUGUGGGCAGGUGGCAACGCUGUCUCCAGAUGACAUUUCCAUGAUUCGCCGCAUCAACAGCUUCGACAACACCUCGACCCAGCGCGUGGUCGUCUUUGGCACGGCGGCGUCGAAGCAAACGCGGUAUGAGAGCAUGCAGCGCUGA
Molecule: messenger RNA, 1998 nt
Organism: Leishmania major strain Friedlin
Lineage: Eukaryota; Euglenozoa; Kinetoplastea; Trypanosomatida; Trypanosomatidae
Exons: 1
Coding region: 1-1998 (665 amino acids)
Source: RefSeq, a predicted model, not a curated record